Messenger RNA from Klebsormidium nitens, 4518 nucleotides. NCBI's taxonomy places the organism in Eukaryota, Viridiplantae, Streptophyta, Klebsormidiophyceae, Klebsormidiales, Klebsormidiaceae. The record is from the annotation of a GenBank genome assembly.
AUGAGGACAUGCCCCAAGCUUAAGACGAGCACCGUAGCGCAUCUCCUCCUGCGAAAGGGAGAAGCUGAACACCUCCCUCAGGAAGCUGACGAUCUAAGCAGUGGCGAAGCUUAUCAAAAAUGCUCGCUUGGCAAGGGGCUUCCCAGCUUCUACACCAGCAAUGUGGACAGAGGCCAGAAAUGCGACAAUGGAAUUCUAACCACUACGCCACAAUCUUUGACGGAUCAAAGGCCUUUUCUAGUCAAGUUGACAAACGGGACUGCAGCUGACGUGGUUGAUCAGAUGUGCUCUGGGAAGUAUAAUGGAACGUGUUCCUUCAAAUACAAGGCCACCAUCCAUGGCAUGACAGUGCUGAUGGACCAGAGUACGCUGAAGGGGUUUAUGUAUGAUUACAAAGAGUUCAUCGACCAUGUCGAGGCUGUAGGAACAGCGUGGGGGAUUCGAGCAACUCAUAAAGACUUCUGGUAUCCAGACGGGAGAACAAACUCGUCAGGAUGGGCUCUAAAUCGAAUUGGCAAUGGCGUUGACCUGGUGGCUGACGGGCAGGGUACAAACGAUUGUCACGGGCAUGGGACUCACUGCGCUGGUGUCGUAGGGGGGGUCUGGUCAGGGGUUGCUAAAGAAGCUAUUCUUCAUCCAGUUCGGACCAUGGACUGCAACGGUAGCGGCUCUUAUGACGCAAUCAUUGGUGGCCUGGAUUGGAUUGGACAGAACUACCAGCUCCCAGGAGUUGUCAGCAUGUCCUUGACAACCCCAGCUUCUCCAACUCUUGAUGCCGCAGUUGCAAGUCUAGUUGAUCUGGGCCUGGUGGUAGUUGCCGCUGCUGGUAACUACCACGCUGACGCCUGCGGCUACUCGCCUGCUAGAAGCUCGGCCGUCAUUUCCGUCCAGUCGUCGAACAACAUUGACCAGCAGUCGUCCUUCUCCAACUACGGCUCAUGCACUUCGAUCUUCGCUCCGGGAGAGGUUAUUAACAGCUGCGGAAUUUCAUCGGACAUCUCGAUUGUCGCCCUGUCAGGGACGUCGAUGGCAUGCCCAGCUGUGGCUGGUGCUGCGGCUGUUUAUCUAUCUCAGAACCCAUCGGCCCGGCCAGCUGACGUGAGCCAGGCCAUCCUGGAUGCUUCUCUGCCGUCAGCUAUCUCCGUGACCUCAGAUACUGCGUCGCCGAAAAGACUGCUGAACAUCAACAUGCAAACCCCCUACAUGACGGUCAGCCCCCGUACAAUUGUCCAAACUGAGAACUCGACGGUGACGAUCACAAUAAGCCUCAGCAGUGCUCCGCGCUACAACGUUGUUGUGCAGUUCGGCCUGGGGGACUCCACAGUCGGGCUCUUCGUUGAACAAAGCCGCUUAACCUACUUCAGCCCCUCGGACUGGCGGACCAACCGCACAGUAGUUUUGCAGCUUCUCACAUCCCCAGAUUUCCUGGACCACACGACGUCCAUGACUUUCACUUUCCUAAGCAAAGACCCCAACUUCAACAAGGUUUUGAGCGGCCAAGUGACAAGUCAAGACACAGACGUGUGCCGGCCUUGCGGCGGCACUCUGGACUACCCCAAGGUCAUUCCCCGCCUUCCAUUCUAUCAAGAGGGCUCGACCCACUUCUCCCCCACAACCAUAACCACAGCCAGCUUCUCGGGAUCUUGCGGUGGUGCGGGCCCCAACAUGAUCUACAUGCUUAUGCCUCCUUGGGACAUGACCGUGACCGCACAUGUCUGCAACAGCCAGUUCGACACAGUUUUGACUAUUCUGAAACGGACCGGAAAGACGUCCGCCGGAAUCCAGACGGUUGUGCAGGCCUGCAACGACGACUCCUGCAGUAUUCAGAGCCGAGUCACAAACGUUGCCUUGACAAAGAAUACUGUUUACUACUUCGUGAUCAACGGCUACGCAAAGGACAACGGUCUUUACGGCAUCAACGUGACGUCUCCAACGCCUCCUCCUUCGGGACAAAAGUGGCUGGCGCCCAAGGCGGUCGUGGCGCCCCCGACCACAUCCAGUUUGACCGUGGCCGAAGCGGCAGUCUUGGCGGAGGCUAAAGGGACAGUCAAUAUUCUCUCCGUGGACUCCCCCGCACCUUCUUCCCCGGUCAUGGUGGACGGCAAGCUCUUCACAAAGUGGAACACGAUGGGGUCUCUGCCACCCGCGAGCUCGGGGGCGCCGCUGGCAGAAAACCCGACUGCGAACGCGCCCUACUGGAGCGUCUCGCCUUGGACGGACUGCUCUGCGGAGUGCGGCGGCGGAGUCCAGGAUCGUGUGGUCACGUGCCUCGCGACGGACGGCAGCCCGGUCUCCGCAGACAACUACUGCGACGUGUCCGUACGGCCGUCCGAAAGGCAGCCCUGCAAUACUCAGCCCUGCAUGACGUAUUCAGUCUACACUGGGCCGUGGAGCGAGUGCUCUGUCAGCUGCGGCGGCGGCAGCCAGGAUCGCUCGUCUCACUGCCAGGACCAAUUCGGCAACACCGCAGCCCCCGAGGCCUGCGGCCUCUCGGUGGAUGACCUUGCAAAUAGAGCGGGCAACACUCAGGCCUGCAACACAGGUCCGUGCGGAGACUACUACUUUUCCCCGGGGCCGUGGUCGGUGUGCAACGCCCCCUGCCAGUGGGGUCACGCAACCAGGGACGUCCCUUGCGUGCAGAGGGCGUCAAACGCGACGGUGGAUCUUGGCUUGUGCUAUGGAGCCUCCUUGUAUGGAUCCCCUGUCGAGUACUUCUCCAGCGAGAAGGCCUGCAACACCCAGCCCUGCGGCGCCUUCUCUUGGAUGGUCGGCCCUUGGAGCGCCUGCCAAUCAGGAAAUGGCACGUGUCACAAUGGCACGCAGACCCGCCUGGUGGAGUGCCUGGACUCGAACGGCAACACUCGGACACCUGCCACGUGUUCGGAGCAGCCCGCGCCAGCAAAUGUCACCACGUGCAGCACGCUCAGCAACUACUGCGAUCCUUAUGAGGGAGGCUCAGCCUGCUCGGAACACGGGACCUGCGACAACACCGGGACCUGCACUUGCCAGGCCGGAUGGGGCGGCCCCCUCUGCGACCUUCCAACCGCAGGGCCGUGCGCGGGCGGCCGGCCGGACGUCCGCGGCGCGUGCUGCCUGUCCGGCGUCCUCGACGUCCGCGGCGCGUGCUGCCGGAACAGCACGCUCGCCGGCGCGCCAAUGCUCCUGGACGGCGCCGGACGGUGCUGCGCGUCCGGGUCCGUGGACGCCUGCGGCGUCUGCGACGGCGCCGGCAAGUUCGUCGACAGCACCGGCGCGUGCUGCGAGACGACGCGCGACGAGUCGGGCGUGUGCUGCGCGAGCGGGCUGCUCGACGAGUGCCUGGUGUGCGACGGGGACGGCACCAGCUGCGCGUCCGCGGUUACCCUAACCCUGACGCUGACCACGCCGCUAGACGCCGCCGUUAACGCGACGGUGGUGUCCGCGAACCUCGCGGUCGGCGUCGCGGCCGCGCUGGGCCUGGCGAAGCGCGCAGUGCACGUCACCGACUUCGUGGCCGUUAACACGACGGAGGGCGCGGGCCAGAUGAGCAGCCCGGACCCGAGCGCCGGGAAGAGCCGGCCCCUGGCCGAGUACGUCUACGUCGAUCUGAUGGUGCAGCCGCUGGGAAUGAGCGACAGCUCAGUCGUGGGGCGGAGCGCGUCUGUCAUUGCCGCUCUCGACACGGCUCUUGGCGGCGGAAACGGGCCGCUCGCGCUGAGCCAGUUUGGCUUCCCAGAUGGGGUGAUGCUCGAAAGCGUGGACCCCGUUGUGAGGCGAGGGAUCUGCGGGAAUGGCGUGUGCGAGAUCGGCGAGCGCUGCACGCCGCUCGGCACCAGCGCGAGCGGCCCCGCCAACGACUCCUCCGCGGUGCCACAAUCGCCCCCCCAGUGCUGCUACAAGGACUGCCCGUACGUCGCUCAGGCUUGUCCCCUCGCCCUGACUGGCCCCCUCAGCGGCCAGGUUUGCGGCGCGCGCGGCCGCUGUCUCGACGCAACUGGCACGUGCGACUGCUUCGUGGGCCACACGGGCACCGACUGCAGUCUGUGCGUCCGGGGUUUCGUACCAACCGCAUCGGGUUUGUGCGUUAACCCGGAAAGUGGAAAGCAGAACGGAACGGUGGCCGGGUUGGAGGGAACCCCAGGUUCCGGGCCCACUGGCGCGCCGUCGGGGUCGGGGAGCGGCUCUGGGGUGGCGGCGACCGCGGGAACGAACAGCACGAAGCUGAUCAUAGGGCUGGUUGUCGGUCUGGCCGUCGUGAUUGUGGCCGCGGCUGCGGCCGCGGUGAUCAUCCGAAAGAAGCGCACGCCCCGCCAGGGCGCGCCUGCUGCCGCUGCGACUGCGUCCGUCAGUCCCUUGACGGCUCCCACUGCUUCGACUUCCGAAGCAUCCCAAGUCCCGACUGAAAAGGAUGCAAAGAAGGAGACCGGCGAGUCUGCUGUGGGCGUUGGCUCGCAGGCAGAAACGGCAGAGCCGACCUCCCCGAGAUCGAUCCCUCACCUGAACGGCGAAAGCACGGAAAUAGCUCCGGCACAGCAUUAA